This is a messenger RNA of Portunus trituberculatus (swimming crab), 2155 nucleotides long. Its product is annotated as serine proteinase stubble-like. NCBI's taxonomy places the organism in Eukaryota, Metazoa, Arthropoda, Malacostraca, Decapoda, Portunidae. Gene Ontology annotation, biological process: proteolysis. The record is from RefSeq and is a predicted model, not a curated record. Gene Ontology annotation, molecular function: serine-type endopeptidase activity. The transcript is spliced from 6 exons. Bases 105 to 1982 code for a protein of 625 amino acids.
CCUACCUCUGUACUCAUUCAACCUCCCAAUCGCUCAGCCGCCUUAACUUAUUCACGUGUUUUGUGGAGUACGAAGAAAACACAGACAGAAGCAGAGAGAUAGCCAUGAUUAUGCAACGCGGCAGGAAACUCGCGGCGCUUCUGCUGCUGGCGAUAUGCGCGUGUGCUGCAGCUGAAGAGUGGUCGUGGGGCCCUGAUACCGACGAGGCAGCACCUGACCCUACCCCUGCCGCCAGACAGACCCCUGUUCUGAAGCAGCAGGAGGAGCAGCAAGCCGCCGCCGCCCCUCAGGAAGCAACCAAAGACGGGGAGGAUCGCCAAGCCAGGUUCCUCGGCCUUGGGCUCGGGAAGAAGCUGUGUUCUCUGGGCAUUGGUGAUUGUGCCCAGAAGAGGCCAUACAAGGGCAGUGGCGGCACCGACAGCAGCUACACCAGCUACACCCAUGAGUCGCACCACCAGACAGCCUCACACACCAGCCAGCACCACCUCAGCACCAGCAGCCACACCAGCUACACCAGCGGCUCGCGUCACCCCGCCCCUCACCACACGCCACAGCUGCCGCCACACAAGCAGGUGGUGCACAAACACACACACACCCACCUGCACCACGGCACUGCUGGCGUGCCGCCCCGCCCCGUACAUCACGUGCCUCACACUGACAAUUUCAAGCCUCUGCCGCUUCCACCACACCAGGGUGGCUUCAAGCCACUUCCCCUCCCCACUCCCCAUGGAGCCCCCAAGCCCUUCCCCGUGCCUCACGGCGGCGUAGAGCUGGAGGGUGUCGUACCCGAGGGUCACCACGGCCAUAGCCACGGCCCACAGUACAAAGAAGACUGUGUCUGUGUCCACGCCUCCUUCUGCGCUGACUACGACGUGGUGGGUCGUGAGCAGCCCGGCGACAUUGUCCACCUGAUCGACCCUCGCACCCGCAGCUCCACCAUUCUGUCCAACGACACGCUGGCUGAGGAUGGAGAGCCCUCCAAGACCACCACCACCACCACCACCACCACCACCACUGCUGCCCCGGAGGCUGAGUCCCGCGUCAGGAGAGAUCUGCUGGCCACCACCAACAGCACCGCCGCCUUGGCUGAGGGGCGUGCCCUCAGCUACCGGCCCGGCGUCACAGGCUGCGGCGCCGCCUACGUCUGCUGCCGCAACCCUCAGUUCGAUAGGCCGCCCCACAACAGCUACACCUGCGGCCGCGGCAACCCUAAUGGCGUGCUGGCCAGGGUCAAGACACCAGACUACGUGCAGGGCACAGCACACUUCGGGGAGUUCCCGUGGCACGCCGCCGUGCUGAAGGAUAACGAGCAGUACGUGUGUGGCGCCGUGCUGGUGGACGCCCGCCACGUGCUGACCGCCGCCCACUGCGUGGCAGGGUUGGACGCCUACGCCGUCAGAAUCCGCCUGGGUGACUGGGACGUCUCUUCCACCUAUGAGUUCUACAGCCACGUGAACGUGCCCGUGCAGUGGAUCGUGGUGCAUCCUGAAUACUACAGCGGCGACCUUAGCAACGACCUGGCCGUCAUCAGGUUGCAGACAUAUGUCGACUUUGCCGCCAACCCACACAUAAGGCCCGUCUGCCUGCCGCCCCACCAUUCUGACUUCGUGGGCCACCGCUGCGUGUCCACGGGCUGGGGCAAGGACGCCUUCGACAACCACGGCAAGUUCCAGAGUCUCCUACGCAAGGUGGAGCUGCCCGUGGUGGACCGCGCCACGUGCCAGGCCGCGCUGGCCUACGAGCGUCUGGGCAGCGCCUUCAGGCUGUCCCCGGGGGCGCUGUGUGCCGGGGGCGAGGAGGGCCGCGACACUUGCCAAGGGGACGGCGGCGGCGCCCUGGUGUGUAAGGACUAUGACGGCGCCUUCCAGCUGGCCGGCCUUGUAUCCUGGGGCCUAGGGUGCGGGCGUGCGGGCGUGCCAGGAGUGUACGUGGACGUUGCUCACUAUGCCCACUGGAUCCACGAGAUCACCGAGGCACACUAACUCCCCCUCACCCCCUACUCCCACCCCUACCCAGCCAGGCGUGCCCUGGUGACAUUGUAAGCAUACAUUAUGCAGCUUUCCUGUGUGUGACGCGUCUUGUGAAGCUUGACUAGCUGUCUGCCAUAUGUAUUGUUGUUGUCCUAUACUAUUUAAUUUAAUACAGCGUUACGUCA